AUGAAACAAGACCUUUUUCAUGAUUUACGGCGGUUGAUUGUCGCACGCCGCAGCACACCUGCCGCACCUGCAUGCAGCAUAUCCCAGAUGCCUCCAACAAAAGAUGACGACCCGCAGCGGCCGACCUGUGCCUUCCAGGACGUCUACAGCCGCUACACAGACCUAUUACACAGCCACGUGCUCGCAGCUCGCGACCUCUACCUCUACUACAACGGCGAUGCCGACGGCCCCUCGCCGCGCGCCGACUUCUCCGCCACGUACAACACGCUGAUGAGCUGCCUCGCGGACGGCCGCAAGCUCGUGUUCGUCGCCUGCGGCAAGUCCUUCCGCAUCAUCGCCAAGACUGUCGCCACCUGCCACUCGCUCGGCAUCCCCGCCGCCGUCCUCCACCCCACCGAGGCCAUGCACGGCGACAUCGGCAUCGUCGCCGACGGCGACGCCCUGCUGCUCUGCUCCCACUCCGGCGAGACUGACGAGCUCCUGCACCUCGCCGCCUACCUGCGCAGCGCGCGCCUCGCACCCGCCAGCCCGCUCAUCGCCGUCACCGGCGAUCCCGCCUCGACGCUGGCCCGCCGCGCGCAUCACGUGAUCACCGUCUUCCAGCCCCCCCACCUGCGCGAGCGCGUCGUCCAGGACGGCCUCAACGCCCCCACCAUCGCCACCACCCUCAUGCUCCUCGCCCUCGACUGCCUUGUGCUCGCGCUCUCCGACGGGGGCUCGCCCUGCGCCCGUCGCCGCCGCGCAGACGCCUUCGCCGCCCGCCACCCCGGAGGCAGCAUCGGCUCACACGCCGCUGCGCCGGCGCCCGAAUACCCCGAGCAGUCGGCUGCCCGCGCCGCCACAGUAGCCCACUACGCCGGCUCCGAGACGCUGCCCGAGUUCCUCCACAUGAUCGUCACGCACGACUACGUCCGCGUGCGCGGCCACCUACACUCCGCGACCGCGCUUCGGCAUCGCUACGCACGCGCGUCCCGCGACGGAAUCCCCUGGACGCAAAUCAUGUCUGACCUGUAA
Molecule: messenger RNA, 1014 nt
Organism: Eremothecium gossypii ATCC 10895
Lineage: Eukaryota; Fungi; Ascomycota; Saccharomycetes; Saccharomycetales; Saccharomycetaceae
Product: SIS domain-containing protein
Exons: 1
Coding region: 1-1014 (337 amino acids)
Biological process (GO): carbohydrate derivative metabolic process
Molecular function (GO): carbohydrate derivative binding
Source: RefSeq, marked provisional